This is a messenger RNA of Lycium ferocissimum, 1035 nucleotides long. RefSeq lists its product as uncharacterized. The record is from RefSeq and is a predicted model, not a curated record. NCBI's taxonomy places the organism in Eukaryota, Viridiplantae, Streptophyta, Magnoliopsida, Solanales, Solanaceae. Bases 478 to 1035 code for a protein of 185 amino acids. The transcript has a single exon.
GCUAAUCCAGAUAGGAACCAAGCACCAGCACCUGCUCAGGACCCUGACAGAGAGUUGACUCCGGAGCUUGACGACAUUCCGGAGGAGGAGAUUAGGGCUGCUGAGGCACAGCCUGGGGUCGGCUUGCUACUCCCGAUUUUCGGGAGGCUGUGUUUCGAGUGUUGGGGUACUUUGACGGUUUAGCUCGGGCGGGCAUGAUUCCAGUUGCUCCAGAUGGCUCGCAGACUAGAGUGGGAGGUCAUACUCCCGAUACUACGGUUGCUCCAGGAUUUCGGACAUCGAGGGUAUUGCCGGCAGCAGCAGUGGCUCCCCGUAUUGAUGCUACUCCAGCGCCUGAUUUUGCUCUAAGGCCUAUGGAUGGGCCAGUGUUGACCAGUGAGGAGCGAAAAUUAUUCGAGGAUUUACCAAAAUGUCUCCUCCUUGGUUCUAUGGUACUCCCGGGGAGGAUGCGUAUGAGUUUAUUGUUAGCGCCAUGAGAUGCUUCAUAAGUUGGGUGUAGUGGAGUCUCACGGGGUCGAUUAUGUUUCUUUCCAGUUAGUUGGGGAUGCCAAGCAGUGGUGGAGAUCGUACAUGGAGUGUCGACCAGUUGGGUCGCCACCUUUGACCUGGACCCAGUUCUAUCAGGUAUUUUUGGAGAAGUAUGUCCCUCGUACUCUGAGAGACAACAGGAAGGAUGAGUUUUCGACAUUGGAGCAGCGGGGUAGGUCGGUUGCGGAGUAUGAGACCAGAUUUCUCGCUUUGUCCCGUUAUGCGACGGCAUUACUUCCCACAGAGGUCGAGAGAGUGAGGAGAUUUGUGAAGGGUUUGGACCUUCCGCUUCGGCUGGCGACCUUACAGUUGGAGGCUUCUGGGGCCUCAUUUCAGUCAGUAGUAGAGCAUGCCAGGAGGGUUGAGUCAGAGAUGGGUCGGGCACAUAGUGGGGGUGGCGACAAGAAAGCUCGUAGAUUUGACAGUUUCAGAGGUCCUAUUAGAGGUGGGGGACACCAUGUCAUCAUCCCUACAACCGCCCCAUCUAGUCAUCACUACAGGCUUUAG